Molecule: messenger RNA, 3387 nt
Organism: Ectocarpus siliculosus
Lineage: Eukaryota; Phaeophyceae; Ectocarpales; Ectocarpaceae
Source: the annotation of a GenBank genome assembly
AUGCUUUUAGGUGGCAUUACCGCUGUUCUUGGGCCUUCGAGUUCGGGAAAAUCAGUUCUUAUGAAGGUCCUCACCGGCCGGCUGCCCACGCUCUCAUGUGCUGGGGAGGUAACCUUCUGCGGCAAGCGGAUUGAUCCGAACUCACAGGAUAAUGGUUUCGGUUUUGUGCCUCAGGAGGAUAGCCUUAUCGGCGACCUCACGAUUCGAGAAACAUUCGAAGUCGCGGCGAGGUUGAGGAAUGUGGGAACGAUUGAGGAGGCGAGCAAGGCUUCCAAUGAGGUGAUUAAUGGGCUGGGGUUGAGCAAGGUGGGGGACAACGUCAUCGGCACGAUUCUCAAGCGCGGGCUGUCCGGCGGCGAAAAGAGGAGGACCACGGUGGGACAAGAGCUUGUCGUCAAGCAAGCGAUGGCGUUCUUGGAUGAGCCUACCUCGGGAUUGGACGGCACGGCUGCAUACGAUGUCCUCAAGACGGUCAAGGACUUUACGACCAGAAGCAAGGGCGGCUUCUCGGUGAUCAUGAGCAUUCACCAGCCCAACGGGCGUAUCCUCGAGUUAUUUGACCACAUCCUGUUGCUCGGAAGAGGAGGGUCGAUAUUUUUCGGCACCCUGCCGGAAGCGAUCCAACACUUCACGGACAUCGGCCACCCGCCCCCCGCCGGGCAGGUCCCGACAGACUUCUUUAUGCAGGUGACGGAAGGUUCAAUCGCACUGCCGACUAUGGGCGACAUCAACUUCACUCAGGUCUACGCCACGUCCGACACGCACGCAAAUACGGUCCACGCGCUAGAGAUUAGCAAGGCGAAAAUGCUUGUGAGGCUAACCAAUGGUAUCGUGAACCCCACAUUCGAGCGGCCGGGCUUCCUGAGGCAGUUGUCUACUCUAUUGUGGCGCGAUUCCGUGGUUGCCGUGCGAGAUCCCACCCUGUACUACCUCCAGUUUGUCUUGCACGUGCUGUACGGUUUCUUCGUCGGGACUACCUUCUGGAAUGUUCCAACGACUCUCGACGACCGCCAGACACAGCUAGCGGCGUCGUGCAUGUGGAUCAUCAUGCUUCAGUCUUAUGUGCACGUUUUCAAGGUAUUCUACCUCGUGAACAGCAAUCGGCGGUUUGCCAAUGAACGCUCCAACCUGUCGUAUGGAGUGACGUCGUUCUUCCUCGCUGAGACGAUCGUGACGUGUCUGGCGCAGCUCCUGUGGGUUCCCGGGUGCUCUCUUGCGUUCUUCAUGAUUGGCCUCCCGGCAGACGCGUACCUAUUCUCCAUGCUGGCGCUUUACGUGGGGGCGCUCGCCGCGGAGGGGAUGAUCAACCUCAUCACCAAGUUUACGAACAACCCGAGCAUCGCGAUCGUGAUAUCGCAGGCGGCCCUAGUGAUCCUCACCGUCUUCGCCGGAGGCAUCUUUAUCCCUUUCGACGAGAUCCCGGAGUACUGGAGCUGGGUGGAGGUCUGGUCCGUCUACAAGCACUGCUCUCGAGCUUUUCUGAUGGCCAUCUUUGAGCACGUGCUGUACGACUGUCCGUCGGGUUCGGUGACGCUGACGACCCCGGACGACUCCACCGCCAACCAAGGCUGGUGCACGACGUUCCAGGACACGUACGAGUGCAACGAGAGCUUCGACGAUAAUACCAUGCUCUGCGAGGUGGAAGGAACCGUAGUACUGGACAUCAACGCGGGCGGGCUCUCGGGAAACAAGUGGAAUUUCCUCGGCCAUACCAUCGCGCUGGUCGUGGUGUUCCGCGCCGGCGUGUUAUUUUUCCUCAAGUUCCCCAAGGAGGCCAUCAUCCAUGCCAUCAAAUCCCGCCUAGCCUCCCCCGUAGUCAGUACUUCCCUGCAGCACCAGUCGGAGAUCCAGAUGCUCUGGGGCGAGAUCGUGAAACUGAAGAAGGCGGCAACACCCUCGGUCACUCCUGCUGCCAUGGAAGAGGCCACGGCGAAGCCGUCUGCACAACUUCAACGAAGAGCCACCUUAAAGGCGUUGAAGGAAGAAGGCGAGGGUAUGGUUCCUUCCUGCCACAGCGCGGAGAAUGCUCAGGAAAAGGCGCUGGUGUUCCGUGACAUCACUCUCAAGCUACGGUCGAAGGAAAAAAUUCUGAUUGACAGCGUGACCGGUAAAGCCACCGCCGGCCGCGUCCUCGCUCUUAUGGGACCCUCCGGUGCGGGGAAAACAACGCUACUGAAUGCCCUGGGCGGAAGAGCGACGUACGGCGAGGUGUCCGGCGCCGUCACCCUCGGCGGACGGCCGCUGACAAGCGAGGACCUGAACUACGUGCCCCAGUUCGACGAGCACAGCGAGCGGUUCACCCCGAGGGAAAUCCUCACCUACAUGAAACAUCUCCAGGUGGUCCCCAAACCUAGGUCUAACCGAAAGAGCGUAAUAGAACUCCUGCACAUCCUGGGGCUGAGUCUUAAGGCGGACGUUAUGGUGGGGACCCUGUCCGGGGGGGAGCAGAAGCGGCUAAGUAUCGGCAUGGGGAUGGUUGCCGAACCGGAGGUUCUUUUCCUGGACGAACCGACGACGGGAUUGGAUAGCGCUUCCGCCCACUCGGUGGUGAAGUACAUCUCCAACCUCGCCAGGCAGACCAAUGUGGUCUGCAUCAUGACGAUCCACCAGCCUGCCAGCGAGGUGUUCGACAUGAUCGAGGACCUGAUGCUGAUGGAGAGCGGUAAGCUGACGUACUUCGGGACGACCAAGAACGCGAGAAACUUCUUUGACUCGUUGGCGGGAGAGUGCCCCUCGAGUGUCAACCCGGCAGACUACUACCUCGAUCUGAUCUCGCAGCCCCCGUCCAUUGACGUCGGCAAGGGCGCAACGUGGCAGGAGCUGUACUACAACAGCGAGUUCAACAUAGACAUCCCCAACAGCACGGUACGCACGGACAAGGAGCCCGGCGACGGCGACGGCGAUGGCGGGCGGCCCCGGCCCCACUGGAGCGUGGUCGCGCGCACCCUGCUGGACACUCAGCUCGAGUACUACUGGAGAGCGACCGAGGUGCACUGGUUUAGGAUUCUGGAGCUGAUUGUGCUUGCGAUUUUCGUCGGCACCAUGUACUUCCGACUGGGCAAAGACAGGAUCGCGGAGACGGCGGCCGCCGCGUUCUUCAACAUGUGGUGCGCGCUUUUCGCAGUAGUGGCGUCUGUGCCCGCCUUCGCCAGAGACCGCCGUCGAAUCCUCCAGGAGAUGCUCAACGGGGCAUACGGGCCCACGAUGUACUGCUGCACGCAGUUCUUGGCAUCGGCUCCGUUCAUCCUCGUGUCGGCGCUCGUGUACCAAUCAAUCUUCCACUGGCUGGUUGGCUUCAACGACAGCGUCUACGCCUACAUCUACGCCGUGCUGCUGACGGCAUCUCUGCUCUUCAUGAUGGAGGCCAUCAUGCUCAUGGCGUCAUAA